Molecule: messenger RNA, 2034 nt
Organism: Ctenocephalides felis (cat flea)
Lineage: Eukaryota; Metazoa; Arthropoda; Insecta; Siphonaptera; Pulicidae
Exons: 9
Coding region: 148-2034 (628 amino acids)
Source: RefSeq, a predicted model, not a curated record
UUGACAUAUGACAGUUGCUGUAGUCAUUAGUAAUCAAAACAAAAACAAAAUUAAAAAAAUAACCGUUCAUUACAUCGGCGUACUACAAAAUUAACAAUGUAAUAAAUUAAAUUAUCAGUCAAUCAUAUCAGAUUCUCUACCGCAUCAAUGACAGGAGAGGCGGCAGACUUCAAACAUGCAAUACAAAACGUAGACGAGGAUAUUUCGAAAUGUGAAGAGUUUUUAUGCAAAGUACUAAACGCCAAAGUUAACACACCUUUACAAUUUGCAGCUCUACAGAACGCAUUGGAUAAUCACAGACUAAUGGCUUCCACGAGAGGAAUGAAUUCAACUACAGUUGCCAGGAAUACGAAAUCAGCUAAACUCACAACACCACCAGUUAAAUUGAGUCGAAACAUUGCUCCCAAAAAUUUGGAGAAUGAAUUCAAGAAUUUUAUUAAGAGUAAAAAGACUGUUGAUAAGGUUACUUCUAGAAGUAGAACAACCAGUUGUGGCAGUGAAAAAUCUUUGAGACCUAUCCCGCUAAUUGAGACUGAAGAAGAUCACUCGGAAGUUGCAAACUUGCAUAUGAAGCAUGAACUCAAAUUAAAAAAGUCAUCAUCACAAGGCUUACUUUCUAAGCGAUCUUGGAGUCAAUUGUUAUCAGAUAAUCAUAAAUCUUCAACACUCAAAGUACAAAAAUCUGAUAUUUUACCUGGAACUUUUAGUCAAUUUGAUCCCCUAAGAACCUUACACUUUUUGUCAAAAGAAUUGCAAAGCAAAUUGUAUACCAUUGCCCCAGAAGAAUCAUCUAUCCAUCGAAUCCUUGUGGAAAUACAACAUUCAUUGCACAGGUUGCCAGUACCCUCAAAAUCUGAUAUUUUAUCCGGAUCCUCAUAUUCUGAUAUAAGCACAACUGUCCACACCCAAUAUAUACAAAGCAGUCAGACAUGCCAGUUUACACAAACAUCAGCUUUGGCUGUUGUUCAUCAAUCCUGCCAAACUGACGAGAGCUUACAAGUUCCAGAAAAAGAUGAGGAUUUAGAACUUCAAUUGAUGAAACUUGAAUUAACUAAUAAAGAACUCACAGAAGAAUGUGCAUUAGCAAAGAGUGAACGGGAUAGAAUGGCAGAAACAUUGCAAUACCAUGAGUCUAACAAUAAUUUAUUACUGGCUGAAAUAGAUGAACUUAAGAAGAAGUUAACAGUGAAAGAUCAAAUUUUACCCAGGACUGAACAAAUUAUUGAAGAACUGAAAAAUAAAAAUAAAACCCUGGAAGAAGAAAAGGCAGCACUAAUUGCAGGGUACGAAGCAAAACUUUCCAUAGCAGAUGAAACCUUGGAGUACGUUAAAGAUAAUAAACGUGCUGAAUACUCAAGUUAUAUGCAAUAUAAAUUAGAACUUGAUCAAAAAAAUACUUUGAUAAAUACAAAGGAAAAUCAAUUGGAUAUAUUAACUAACGAGCUAGCAAGGGUGCAGUGUAUGGUGAGAAAUAAAAUGUGUGAACCACAAGCUGUUGCUUUGGUACAUGAAAGUGAGGACAAAAUAUCAAAACUUUCAACAAAUAUUGGUGACAUGAAAACAAUAACAACAGCUUCUAGUUUAUCUACAUUACCAGAAUCUGCUAUGACAAAAAGUCCAUCCACAAGGACAAAAUAUCUUGAUGACUAUAAAUCAAGAAGUGAUAUCAAUGGUGGAUCAACAUUUUUAUCCAGGAAUUAUGACUCAAAAAAUCGAUCUUCUUCUAGAAUAAUUAAAUCACGAAAUGAAAGCAGUCACUACAGUUUGAAUAAAAGAAACUCUGAGCGAAAAUAUCGUCCAGGUUCACAAAGAAGUCCUGAUUAUAGUUUGCGAUUGAAAGCAAGCAUGCGAUCCAGUAAAACCAUGGAUGAUUCAAUAGAAAGCACGAAAUGCAAUCAUGCCAUAGCUGAUAUUUUCAACAAAAUGCGAAGUGAUGUAACUGGCUGCAACGUAACUCUUCCUUCACCACCUAGACAUCAUAAACAUUUGCCUGAUCUUUCGACAUCACAAAGUCAAUGGAGUGAUUCCAUGUGA